GAAAUCGCGUAAGAAGCUAAUUUACAAAUCUGCACCUUCUUUCCUAACCCAGCCACCCAGCACUAGUCACCUUGUGCUAUAAAUAUUCUCUGCUUCCUUCUCCAAACCAUUCACCCUUCGUUUCGUUUUGUUUCGUGUGACUCUCAUAGCAUAUGUCUCAGAGGCCCAGCGUUCCUCAUUCUUCCUCCAUAGCCUUCAGCCUCCAUUCUCAUCUCCUGGUCUCCAGUGAGAUGAACCCUAACUCCAACUGGUCUUCUCUUUAAUCAUUAAUUCCGAAACCAAUUCAAUUAAUUCUUUAAUUCUUUUCAGUCUCUCAUACCAUACACAAAAACAAACCAACCUUUUUUUCUGUUUGUUUCUCAAGAAAAUUCAACAUGGGCGUCAAAGGUUUUGUUGAAGGAGGCAUAGCAUCCAUCAUUGCUGGGUGCACCACGCACCCUCUCGACCUCAUCAAGGUCCGGAUGCAGCUCCAGGGCGAGACCCACGCCCCCAACCCGAACCCUAACGCGGCUCCCCCCCCCCCCCCCACCACCGCCGCUAGACGCGUCUCUAUCCCUCUCCCUCCCCCACCUCCCCCGGCGGCGCGUGCGGGUCCGAUUGCCGUCGGCGUCCGCAUCAUCCAACAAGAAGGCGUUGCCGCCAUGUUCUCCGGCGUAUCCGCCACCAUGCUCCGACAGACUCUCUACUCCACGACGCGGAUGGGCCUCUACGACAUUCUCAAGCAGAAAUGGACCGACCCGACGACCCACAACAUGCCGCUCCCUAGCAAGAUCACCGCCGGGUUGAUCGCCGGAGCCAUCGGAGCCGCCGUGGGGAACCCGGCCGACGUGGCCAUGGUCCGAAUGCAAGCCGACGGUCGGCUCCCGGUGGCUGAGCGCCGCAACUACAAGAGCGUCAUCGACGCCAUAGCCCGAAUGGGGAAGCAAGAAGGGGUUACGAGCCUCUGGCGCGGGUCGUCGUUGACGAUCAACCGAGCGAUGCUCGUGACGGCGUCGCAGUUGGCGUCGUACGAUCAGAUCAAGGAGACGAUCCUGGACAAUGGGGUUAUGCGCGACGGGCUGGGGACCCACGUGACGGCGAGCUUUGCCGCUGGGUUCGUGGCUUCGGUGGCGUCGAACCCGGUCGAUGUGAUCAAGACCCGGAUCAUGAACAUGAAGGUGGAGGCAGGGGCUGAGCCGCCGUACUCGGGGGCUCUGGAUUGCGCGCUCAAAACGGUGCGCUCCGAGGGGCCUUUGGCGCUUUACAAAGGGUUUGUGCCUACGAUUUCUAGGCAGGGACCUUUCACUGUUGUACUGUUCGUGACGCUGGAGCAGGUUCGCAAGUUGCUCAAGGAUUUCUGAUCGUGGAAAUGGACGGUUGUGAUUUAAUUCGGUGUGUAUCCUAUGAUGACGAAAAAUAGUGCUUUUUAGAAUAUAUGAAUAAAUAAUUUUUAUUGAUU
Molecule: messenger RNA, 1438 nt
Organism: Prunus mume (Japanese apricot)
Lineage: Eukaryota; Viridiplantae; Streptophyta; Magnoliopsida; Rosales; Rosaceae
Gene: UCP5
Product: uncoupling protein 5
Biological process (GO): transmembrane transport
Source: RefSeq, a predicted model, not a curated record